CAUCAAUAAAAUAAAGCCAGGGGACCUCUUCAAAGCAGAGUCUUCACAGAGAGUUGUUCAAAUGCUACUGGAUGAAGUUUUGAAGAAAAAGCAAGAAAUUAUAAAACUACGGUCUAAUCUGUUUGAUAAGGACAUGAAUAUAUAGCCAUGGCGUGCAAAUGAACUGAGGUUUUAUGAUUCAAAGAUAACAUUGUUGGAAGAACUUAAAAACUCUUUGCAAAAAACACACACUUUUUUAAAAUAAUUACAAAUACCAAUCUUUUAAAUAGAAGGACCAAUGCCUCGGUAGAAGAAACUGCUAAAGCGAAACGCAAGAAAAGAGCUGUGAGAAAAAAUGCACAAAAAUCAGCUAAAGAGAAGGAAAAGAGGUUUAUUGCCAAGGUAGACGAAAUGCUAAAAUUGUUAACAGAUGGAAAAUUUACCCAAGCUAUGCUGAAAGAAAGGGAAGGAAUUUCAAUAAGUCUUGAAGAUAUUGACCAAAACUGCCAGUUGGUUGCCAGAUUUCAUUACGAAGCAAUGUCUUACCUGAUUAAAGAAGAUUACUUUGCAACAGAUGCCCUGAACUUUGUUAACAGCUUGGCCAAACAAAUGGAAUCAAAACUUACAAAAUCUAGAGAGAUCAAUGUCAUGAGAAAAGAAAAGCUUGCCUCAUCCAAAAAUCAGAGAACACUCUUCCAAUGUUGUGUCAAUGUUUAUAAUAAAGUGACAGCUAGUACUUCGCAGAGUGAGACAUUACAUUCUGACAGCGAUGAAAGUGACUGAAUCGAUUGAAAUUAUUGCUGACAGUAUACAUUAAUAAUUACUUAAACCAUUAAACUUCUAUGUGAUGUAUUUGGUUUCGUCCCCCCCCCCUUUUUUUCCUACAAAAUGUA
Molecule: messenger RNA, 872 nt
Organism: Paramuricea clavata
Lineage: Eukaryota; Metazoa; Cnidaria; Anthozoa; Malacalcyonacea; Plexauridae
Source: the annotation of a GenBank genome assembly